AUGUCACGUACCCCCCUCUCCAGCAUCCUCCCGCCCUUCGUCCUCGGCACCACAACCUUCAACAGCCAAUACAACACCACCCCGCACCUGCUGCCCACCACAGCCAUCGUGCACACCGCGCUCAGCGCCGGCAUCACCGCCUUCGACACGUCGCCAUACUACGGCCCCGCCGAGUCCAUGCUCGGCGCAGCGCUGGCCACGGCGCCGCACGACCGCGCAUCGUACAUACUCAGCACCAAGGUCGGCCGUAUUACGGCGGUCACGUUUGAUUACUCGCCGGACUGGGUGAGACGGUCGCUGAACCGCUCGCUGGAGCGCUUGGGGACGAGUUAUGUGGAUAUAGUGUAUUGCCAUGACGUGGAGUUUGUGAGUGCCGAGGAGGUGAUGGGUGCGGUGCGGACGCUGCGGGAGUUGAGGGACGAGGGGAAGUGCAGGUAUGUGGGUAUCAGUGGGUAUCCGACGGGCGUGUUGGUGGAGCUGGCGAAGCGGGUCAAGGAGGAGACGGGGGAGGCGCUGGAUGUGGUCAUGUCGUAUGCGCACUACACGCUGCAGAACACUGUUCUUGCGUCGGAGGAGGUGCUGGGGCGGUUGGUGGGGGAGGCGGGGGUGGAGUGUGUGUUGAAUGGGUCGCCGUUGGGGAUGGGGUUGUUGAGGAGCCAGGGGGUGCCGGUGGGGGGUAUGGGCGAUUUUCAUCCGGCGCCGGGGGAGCUGCGGCAGAGGUGCGCGGAGGCGGCGGGGGUUGUUGCGGCGACGGGGGGGAGGCUGGAGAUGUUGGCGCUGCGGUUUAGUAUUGAGGGAUGGGUGCGGGACGGGACGAGGGGUGGGUCGGCGGUGAGCCCGGUGGUGGCGGGGAGAAAGGUGGAUGUGGGGGGGAGUAUGGGGAUUUCGGUUGGCAGUGUGAGCUCGUUGAAAGAGCUCGAGGAGCUAUUGGCCAUCUGGGGGGAUGUCGUGGGGGCUCUCGAGAGGAGAUAUCUGUACGGACAGGUACAGAACGUAUUCGCUGGAGACAUGGAGAAGAACGAGUGGCGCAAUUAUUCGUGGCCGAGUCCGGGCGAGGAUUAUGUCCGGGGUAAGUUGGAGUGA
This is a messenger RNA of Morchella importuna, 1083 nucleotides long. RefSeq lists its product as uncharacterized. The record is from RefSeq and is a predicted model, not a curated record. Gene Ontology annotation, molecular function: D-arabinose 1-dehydrogenase [NAD(P)+] activity. The transcript has a single exon. Gene Ontology annotation, cellular component: cytosol. Lineage: Eukaryota; Fungi; Ascomycota; Pezizomycetes; Pezizales; Morchellaceae. Gene Ontology annotation, biological process: dehydro-D-arabinono-1,4-lactone biosynthetic process. Bases 1 to 1083 code for a protein of 360 amino acids.